Molecule: messenger RNA, 1108 nt
Organism: Euleptes europaea (tarantolino)
Lineage: Eukaryota; Metazoa; Chordata; Lepidosauria; Squamata; Sphaerodactylidae
Gene: KDSR
Product: 3-ketodihydrosphingosine reductase
Exons: 10
Coding region: 1-1017 (338 amino acids)
Biological process (GO): sphingolipid biosynthetic process
Cellular component (GO): endoplasmic reticulum membrane
Molecular function (GO): 3-dehydrosphinganine reductase activity
Source: RefSeq, a predicted model, not a curated record
AUGCCCUGGGCGGCGGCGGCGCUGCUGGCGGGCGGCGGGGUGGCGCUGGUGGUCUCGGCCUUGGUGGCGCUCCUCUACAUCGCCUCGCUGGUCACCAGCCCCAAGCCCCUCGCCCUGCCCGGCGCCCACGUCGUGGUAACUGGCGGCUCUAGCGGCAUUGGAAAAAGCAUUGCUGUGGAAUGCUUUAAGCAAGGAGCUUUUAUAACACUACUUGCAAGAAAUGAGAGUCGGCUGUUGGAGGCAAAGAAAGAAAUUGAAAAAUACGCAGUUAAUGAUAAGCAGGUCGUGCACUGCAUCUCUGUAGAUGUUUCCAAAGACUGUGCAAAUGUGGAGCGGGUCCUAAAACAAGCUCAAGAGAAGUUGGGACCAGUUGACAUGCUUGUAAAUUGUGCUGGCACAUCGGUUACUGGAAAAUUUGAAGAUCUUGCUACUAAUAAUUUUGAGGAAUUGAUGUCUGUCAACUACCUGGGUAGUGUUUACCCAGCUCGUGCAGUAAUUACCACCAUGAAGGAACGAAGAAUGGGAAGGAUUGUGUUUGUGUCAUCCCAGGCUGGGCAAGUUGGACUGUUUGGUUUCACAGCUUAUUCUGCAACAAAGUUUGCUCUUCGAGGAUUAGCUGAAGCUUUGCAAAUGGAGGUAAAGCCCUAUAACGUCUAUAUAACAGUUGCCUAUCCUCCAGAUACAGACACACCUGGCUUCGCAGAAGAAAAUAAGACAAAGCUUUUAGAGACCAGACUUAUUUCAGAAGCAUCACCUAUUUGCAAGCCUGAUUAUGUUGCUAAAAUCAUCAUUAAAGAUGCCAUCCAAGGAAAGUUCAGCAGUUCCGUCGGCACUGAUGGCCACAUGUUGAAUGUCUUAACGAGUGGAAUGUCGCCAAUGAGCUCUCUUGGUGAAGCCCUAGAGACGGUCAUUUGUAUGGGCUUUUUUCGCCUCCUUGGCCAGUACUAUAUAGCAAGCUUUGACAGCAUAGUUCGCCGCUGCAUGAUACAAAAGGAGAAAUCUGAAAAAACAGACUGAAUGUGAGCAUUACUUAAAAAGUUAAUUUGCUGCUAAAUGGGACUCCCUCUCUGGCCUCUAUAAGCCUCCUAUGAAUAGACGGUGUACAUGA